Molecule: messenger RNA, 2496 nt
Organism: Recurvomyces mirabilis
Lineage: Eukaryota; Fungi; Ascomycota; Dothideomycetes; Mycosphaerellales; Teratosphaeriaceae
Exons: 4
Coding region: 1-2496 (831 amino acids)
Biological process (GO): protein ubiquitination; ubiquitin-dependent protein catabolic process
Cellular component (GO): Cul3-RING ubiquitin ligase complex
Molecular function (GO): ubiquitin protein ligase binding
Source: RefSeq, a predicted model, not a curated record
AUGGCGUCUGCCAUGUCGCGGAGAGGUGGCGGGAAGAUUCGUGCACCAAGAAGAGGCCUCAACGGUGCAGAUGUCGACUUCCAGACCACGUGGAUCGUAUUGGAGACAGCCUUCCGCGAGAUCCACACGAAGAACGCCUCCGCCCUGUCCUUCGAAGAGCUCUAUCGCAACGCCUACAAGCUAGUGUUGAAGAAGCAAGGUGAGGAGCUGUAUAAGAGAGUGGCAGAGUUCGAGGAGCAGUGGCUGGGCAGCACUGUACGGAAGGAGAUCGUCCAGACACUCUCAGCACCACUCAUGGUCAACGAGGGUGCUGGGCGGACACUUGCGACUGCAAAUGAGCGGAGACAAGCGGGCGAGAAGUUCUUGAGAAGGCUGAAACAGUCAUGGGAGGACCAUCAGGUGUGCAUGGGCAUGCUCACGGAUGUACUGAUGUACAUGGAUCGUGUGUACUGCACCGACCAUCGACAACCCUCAAUCUUCGCGAAGUCUAUGGGUCUGUUCCGCGACCAGAUCUUGCGCACACCACUCAGCCAGCACCAGCCUAACUUACUAGACGUUCUCACGCGAAUCAUUCUGGAUCAAAUUCAGAUGGAUCGUGAUGGCGAAAACAUUGAUCCGUUUCUAAUCAAGUCAAAUGUGUACAUGCUCGAAGGGCUGUACGAAUCAGAUGUGGAGGCGGAGGACGACAAGCUAUAUCUGAAAUCAUUCGAACUUGAGUUCCUACAACAAAGUGCCGAGUUCUAUAGGGAGGAAGGUGCUCGGCUGUUGAAGGAGUCCGAUGCAGGCACAUAUUGCAGACAUGCGAAACGUCGAAUCGAUGAGGAGAACGACCGGUGCCGCUCCACACUAACAGAAUCGACAUCACCAAAGAUUGUGCGCGUCGUGGAGGAUGAGCUAAUUCGGAACAAAAUGAAAGGCUUGAUCGAAAUGGAGAGUGGCGUUGCAUUCAUGGUCGACAACGAGAAGCUACAUGAGCUGAAUUUGGUCUUCGACCUAGAGGCGCGGGUAGACCCGAAGAAGCCUGAACUCACCAGGGCCAUGCAAAAGAUUAUUGCAGAGAUGGGCACGAACAUUAACAAUGCAGCUAUUGCAGCAUCCGAAGCACCUCAAGUCCAGACCGAAGCACCAGCAGCAGAGGAAGAUGACGGCAAAGCGAGGACUGCAUCCGUUAAACCACUGAAUCAGCAAACGGCAGCAGCGCUGAAAUGGGUGGAAGAGAUUCUUGCGCUCAAGGACCGCUUUGACAACAUUUGCAAAGAGUCCUUCAAGACACAGAGUGUCGACCAGGCCCUGUCAACAGCCAUAAAUCGCAGUAUGGCAGACGUCAUCAAUGCCUUCUCCCGUGGCAGCGAGUACAUUUCAUUAUUCAUCGACGAUAACAUGAAGCGCGGCAUCAAAGACAAGACGGAAGCAGAGGUUGAUCUGAUGCUGGAGAAGGCCAUCAUGGUCUUGCGUUACCUACAGGAUAAGGACAUCUUCGAGACGUACUACAAGAAGCAUCUAUGCAAACGACUGCUACUCAAGAAGAGCGUCAGUGUGGAGGUCGAGAAGCAGAUGAUCUCCCGCAUGAAGGUCGAGCUCGGCAAUAGCUUUACGCUUAAAUUCGAGGCCAUGUUCAAGGAUAUGACGUUGAGCGAGGAGUUGUCGAAUGGUUACAAAAAGCAUGCGGCCGGCGUGGCGGACUUGAACGACUCCAAGGGCAUCGAGCUCAGUAUCAAGGUGCUCACCUCCAUGACCUGGCCACUGGAAGCUUUCCGCAGCGGCAUAGAAGGCGACAACGAUGGCAUAAGACCACAGAUCAUCUACCCACCCGCGAUCCGACGAGUGAAAGAAGGCUUCGAACGCUUCUACAGCCAGAAGCAUUCCGGCCGGAAGCUGACGUGGCACAACAAUAUGGGCGAUGCUCUACUCAAGGCUCGCUUCCCGCAUUCGAAAGCCACGGUCCACGAUGUCGAGUGCUCCACCUACGCCAUGUUGAUCCUCCUCCUCUUUGAAGACCUUCCAAACGGUUCGACCUUGUCGUUUGAGGAGAUCGAGGCUGCUACAAAUAUACCCCUGGAUGACCUGAAGCGCAACUUGCAAUCGCUGGCUGUGGCGCCCAAGACGCGGUUCCUGGUCAAGACGCCUAUGAGCCGCGAGAUCAAGCCUGGUGAUCGAUUCAGGUAUAAUGAGAACUUCGUGUCGAAUGUUCGACGUAUUCGCGUUGGUGUUGUAUCUGCUGGGAACAAAGUCGAGGGUGAUAGGGAGCGUAAGGAGACAGAGAAGAAGAACAAUGAGGAUAGGAAGUUCCAGAUUGAGGCGGCGAUUGUGAGGAUUAUGAAACAACGGAAAGAGCUGGCUCAUGCUCAGCUGCUCACUGAGACCCUCACGCAGCUUUCGCAUCAGUUCAAGCCUGAUGUCAACAUGAUCAAGAAGCGUAUCGAGGGUCUGAUUGAGAGGGAGUAUCUGGAGCGGAUGGACGAGGCGCCUGUGCCUAGUUAUCGGUACUUGGCUUGA